Molecule: messenger RNA, 1036 nt
Organism: Gossypium arboreum
Lineage: Eukaryota; Viridiplantae; Streptophyta; Magnoliopsida; Malvales; Malvaceae
Exons: 1
Coding region: 110-871 (253 amino acids)
Biological process (GO): endoplasmic reticulum to Golgi vesicle-mediated transport; vesicle fusion with Golgi apparatus
Cellular component (GO): trans-Golgi network; membrane
Source: RefSeq, a predicted model, not a curated record
AUAAAUUCCAUUAACAAGCUUAAAAGUUGGAAACACAAAAAGAUUCCACGGAAAAAAAUUAGUAAUUUCUAGAUACCCACAAAACAAGUCUUUGUAGCUUUAACAAGAAAUGGCGAAAGAAUUCACGGUGCCGCCGGUGGUCUUCCCCUCCGGCGGCGGAGUCAACCCUUCCGUCGGAAACAUCAACCAACGCCGGGUACCCACUGCGCCAUUCCAACCCUCACGCCCUCCUUCCUCCUCUUCCGCUUUACCCUUCAUGUCUUUUGAUAUGGGUUCGGCCACAUCGUCGUCGGUAUCCUUAGGCGGUUCAAUCUCCUCCUCCGCAGCAACCGGAUCCGCUUCAUUCGAAGACGAAGAGCCCCUUCUCGAUGAACUCGGUAUCCACCCGGAUCAAAUCUGGUACAAGACCAGAUCCAUCCUCAACCCUCUCCGGGUGAACCCGACGGCCCAUAAAGACUCCGACUUAUCAGGCCCUAUCUUUCUCUACUUAUCCCUCUGCUUAUUCCAACUCCUCGCUGGCAAGAUCCAAUUCGGCGUCAUCCUUGGCUGGAUCGUCGUCUCCUCGAUUUUCCUCUAUGUCGUUUUCAAUAUGUUAGCGGGUCGCAACGGCAACCUAGAUCUUCAUACGUGUACGAGCGUGGUUGGUUAUUGUAUGUUACCGGUGGUGAUCUUCUCUGCAGCAUCGCUUUUUAUUCCCCAGGGGACUAGCGUUGCUAGGUACGCCGUGGCGGGGAUUUUCGUUGUUUGGGCCACUAGGGCUUGCACCAAUUUAAUGGUGGCACUUGCUGAUGGAGGUGAAGAACAUCGCGGCCUUAUAUCGUACGCUUGUUUCUUAAUCUACACUUUGUUUUCGCUUCUUGUUAUAUUUUAAUUGAAGUACAAUUUGCUUGUAUCUAGGGUUAGGUUCUUUUAGUGGAUACUAAUUGCUAUGUAUUCUAAAGAGGUUUUCUUUUUUUUCUCUUUUUUGGUUGAAUUUUGAUAUCUACAAUGUUGAACAGAACUGAAAUUUCAUAGAAAUUUGCCUUUUUAGCUCAAA